Molecule: messenger RNA, 426 nt
Organism: Cotesia congregata
Lineage: Eukaryota; Metazoa; Arthropoda; Insecta; Hymenoptera; Braconidae
Source: the annotation of a GenBank genome assembly
AUGAAUAACCAAAACGAUAUUAUGAAUCUUCUAAGAGAAAUGUUUAAUAUUUUACCAAGUCGAGGAUACUUUUAUCAAAGAAACAACAGUUUUUAUGGCUACGUAUGCGAAACAUAUGGACAUCAAAGAUAUGGGGAGAAAAAUUAUUAUAUUUUUACAGUAAACGGAUGGGAUUCUUUCAAUUAUCUUUUUGCAAUCGAAAAUGCAUCGUUCACCGAAUGUUUAAAAAUCAAUAAAAAUCAAAUUUUACACAUUUCAAAUGCAGCAGAUUUUAUUUGUCACUUUCCAUCAAUUAAUGAUGAGGAUUUAUCAACUUCUAAAUUUCUUACAACGUUUAACCAAAUUACUUUUUUCAAUGAAUUUGUGGUAGAAGAAUUACCAAUCCUUGCGACACAAAAGAUGACUAUUGAAGACGAAUACGAAUGA